AUGAAGCCCUUCCUUUCUUCUUGGGUCUUCGGGCUUUUCUUAUUCGAUGCUCUCAUUCUUUUCUUUCCCAUUUCUUGUUCUUCUUCGUCUUCCUUUUUGCCUCCAUUAACCGCCUGCUUCAUUGAUGAGCUACAAAACCACACUGCAAUUUCCGAUUUUCGGUUACUGAACAGAAGAAUUUUGAAGGAGUGUCCCAAUCCAAACCCUUAUCUUGAAAUCACUGUCAGCAAGAAUUCAAGCCUCGCCGAUGAAGAAUACCUCACCGUCACUGUGAGCGGAGUUUUAAUUCCUGAAGAGACUGACUGGGUGGCCAUGGUUUCUCCUUCUGAUUCCGAUCUAUCGGGUUGUCCAUUGUCCAAAUUUUACUAUAUACAAACUGGUGAUUUUAGUAGCCUGCCUCUUCUCUGCCAUUAUCCUGUCAAGGCACAGUUUGUGAGCAAUGAUCCUGGCUACCUCGAUUGCAUGAAAAAGGAAUGCCAGGCAUAUGACGAUGAUGGAACAUGCUUAAUGAACACUUGCAGCGCCUCGUUAACAUUUCAUGUUGUCAACAUCAGAACAGACAUCGAGUUCGUGUUCUUUGCUGGUGCAUUCGACCGCCCUUGCAUUUUGACUAGAUCAAUACCUGUGAGCUUUGCUAAUCCUAAGAUGCCAUUAUAUGGACACCUCUCAAGCAUAGAUUCGACCGGAACAUCAAUGAGAUUAACAUGGGUCAGUGGAGAUAAGGAGCCUCAACUAGUUCAAUAUGAAGGCAAAUCAGAACAAUCAGAAGUUACAACAUUUACACAAGAGGAUAUGUGUGGUUCUGCAAAAAUUACUCCAGCCAAGGAUUUUGGGUGGCAUGACCCAGGUUACAUUCAUUCAGCAAUGAUGACAGGACUUCAGCCUUCAAGAAACUUCUCCUACAGAUAUGGAAGUGACUCAGUUGGUUGGAGUAAGCUUACUCAAUUCCGUACUCCACCUGCUGGGGGAUCAGAUGAACUCAGGUUCAUUGCAUUUGGCGACAUGGGAAAGUCUCCUCGUGAUAAUUCUACUGAACACUUCAUUCAGCCAGGAUCUAUCUCAGUAAUUGAGGCGAUAGCCAAGGAAGUCAGUUCUGGCAAUGUAGAUUCCAUCUUCCACAUUGGAGAUAUUAGUUAUGCCACAGGAUUCUUAGUAGAAUGGGAUUUCUUCCUUAACCUUAUCAACCCGGUUGCUUCCCAAGUUUCUUACAUGACUGCAAUUGGAAACCAUGAGAUGGACUACCCGGGUUCAGUAUCGAUUCACAACACCCCCGAUUCGGGUGGGGAAUGUGGAGUUCCUUACUGGACUUACUUUCCAAUGCCUACAAUGGAAAAAGAAAAGCCAUGGUAUUCCCUUGAACAAGGAAGUGUUCACUUCACAAUAAUUUCAACCGAACAUGACUGUUCUGAAGAUUCGGAGCAGUAUGAAUGGCUGAAAGAAGACAUGGCUUCAGUUAAUAGAUCGAGAACCCCUUGGCUAAUUGUUAUGGGGCACAGACAUAUGUAUACUUCCUUAAAGUCAGGCCUCUCGAGACCAGACUUCAUGUUUGUAUCAGCUGUGGAGCCAUUACUGCUGGCCAACAAGGUUGAUCUGGUUCUUGUUGGCCAUGUCCACAACUACGAGAGAACUUGUGCUAUUUAUAACAAUGAAUGCCUAGCGAUGCCUCGAAAAGAUUGGAAUGGGACUGCUGUCUAUGACAACAGCAACUAUACUGCCCCAGUUCAAGCAGUUAUUGGAAUGGCUGGCUUCUCCUUGGACAAGUUUCCAGCGAAUGUUGAGAAUAAUUGGAGUCUGUCAAGGAUUUCUGAAUAUGGAUAUGUAAGAGGGCAUGCAACAAGGGAAGAGUUAAGAAUGGAGUUUGUAGAAUCCAAAACUGGAACAAUUGGGGAUAGCUUCCGCAUCAUUAAAAGUCCUGCAAAGUUCUUAGGAGAAGAAAUAGAUCCAUUCUCUUGAAAGAGAUAUCAUAUGAAUGUUCCAAAUAAGAAGACAAUGUGAAGACACAACUUUGGUAUGAUUAAAUCUGUGAACAAACUC
Messenger RNA from Vitis riparia (riverbank grape), 2034 nucleotides. RefSeq names its product probable inactive purple acid phosphatase 27. The transcript is spliced from 13 exons. The record is from RefSeq and is a predicted model, not a curated record. NCBI's taxonomy places the organism in Eukaryota, Viridiplantae, Streptophyta, Magnoliopsida, Vitales, Vitaceae. The coding region runs from base 1 to 1953 and encodes 650 amino acids. Gene Ontology annotation, molecular function: acid phosphatase activity; metal ion binding.